This is a messenger RNA of Durusdinium trenchii, 637 nucleotides long. The record is from the annotation of a GenBank genome assembly. NCBI's taxonomy places the organism in Eukaryota, Dinophyceae, Suessiales, Symbiodiniaceae.
GUCCUACCUAUGAAGACAUCAAGAAAAUGGAGCUGCUGCGGCUUUGCUUCACCGAGUCCCUUCGCAUGUAUCCAGAGCCUCCGCUGCUCAUUCGCCGAGCCUUGGAUGAAGACACUUUGCCGGCUGGCGCAACGAAAGAGGAGACAAAAGUCUUGAGAGGCAUGGACUUCUUUGUGUCAAUCUACAACCUGCAUAGAGAUGAGAAGUACUGGCCCAACGCCAACACGUAUGACCCAGACCGCUUCAAGCGAAAGUACGAGAAUCCUGACAUUCCCGGCUGGGCCGGCUAUGACCCGAAGAAGUGGGGUGGCUUGCUCUAUCCCAAUGAAAUUGCCAGCGACUAUGCCUUCCUGCCCUUCGGAGCAGGGCCCCGCAAGUGCGUCGGGGACGUGUUUGCCAUGUUGGAGGGCUGUGUGACACUGGCCAUGGUGGUCCGCAACUUCGACUUCUCGUUCGCUGCACCCACGGCUGAUCCCAGCCAGGUCGGAACCUGCACUGGAGCAACAAUCCACACAAAGAAUGGCCUGUGGAUGCAAGCUCAUGAGAGAAAGCAUUAGGGUGUCCGCGGCAUUUUGGCGAGAGCCACAUGAGGACUCCAAAGACCGCAGAAAACCUGUGAUUCUAUCCUGAUCUGGUG